Echinostoma caproni is the source of this 2106-nucleotide messenger RNA. NCBI's taxonomy places the organism in Eukaryota, Metazoa, Platyhelminthes, Trematoda, Plagiorchiida, Echinostomatidae. The record is from the annotation of a GenBank genome assembly.
AUGCGAUUUGUCAUACUGGUUCCAUUCUUUUUGUGCAGUGUGGAUGUGGUCAUUGUAUCGGAGGGUCCUGGGGAUAAACUUGGUUUACCAGCAUUUAUCAAGGAACCUCCAUCAGUGGUCUAUUACAAGCUAGCUGAUGAGAAAUCCGGCACAAAUGAGCUGCCUAAUUCUUUUGAAUUGAAAGCAGUGGUAUAUCCCUCAAAUGCGACUGUUACAAUAGCCACCGCCCAUCCAGAUGAUCCAGAAAACUACCUCUUCUUGCCAAUCCUCCGCACCUCGACCCACAUUGAUCGAAUCUCUUCCGCCGUCUCGUUCCGUCAGCCAUAUGCAAUCCUGCACUCGUCAUCCUCAGUCAUUCUUAAACAGUCGGAUCAGACAUAUGAUACGGUGACUUGGAAGGCCACAGUGUGCAAUCUCCCACCGAAUUCUGUGCUACAUCUUUUAGCUUCCACAUCAUCCGGUACCACUCGCAGUAGACCAACCAAACUCAUUCAAAUAGAACUCCCCGGUUUUCCGCGAUACGCCGAUGAAAGUCUAUCACUGCUAAUUGGUAAUACCGGUCGUCUGGUGUGUCAUCUUCCACGAGCCCAGCCCAGUCUACCAACUGUCAAUUUCUACCACAAUGGGGCUCGGCUUGACUUGUCAGACGGAAUCCGAUAUCGACUUAUCUAUCUCGGUGGAGACUGGACAGGUUUUCCAUGGGAGGAACGUGCCUUACAGUUACACCAACAACCACAGCCACAACUUUCGAAACCAGCGCCCGAUGUGAUCUUCAACAAACCUGUGCCCAGCGCGGCCAUAUUGCUCAUUCACCCACUGCGUUUGACAGACAGCGGAGAGUACCGCUGUCAGGCACGAAUUGGUGGCAAAGAAGUAUUCUCGGAACAGCGUACACUGUUGAACGUAACCAAACCACACGUCAAAGUUCCAGCUAGACUACAAUUCUCCUUUGACGAUCCGGAACUUUCCUAUGUAUACAGUCAUUUGAUUGCAUCACCAGCUACUUCGCCCACUGGGACCGCCACAUCCGACCAUCUGUCGGCACAGGUGGCUGCCGUGUCCGAUUUGAAUUCCAUUGCGGUGAGCAAAGGUCUCGGGGACGAUGGUGCUGGCACCAGACUGACUUCCAGCACCCCGACGCGAGUGUUCACGGUGCCCGAGGGAAUGAAUUUGAGUUUAUUUUGCAUUUAUGAGGGGGCACCGAUUGUCAGCACACGAUGGUUUUUCGACGCGCCCGAUACGAAUGUGUACCAGGAUAGCCAGUUUGGUGUCCUAACUAUCAGCCGUGUGACGAAAAGCAACGAGGCAACCUAUACAUGUUCGCCAAAUACUCCCCGAUCAGAUGCAAUCAGCAAGUCGUUAAAGAUUGUGGUCAAGAAUCGCAAUGAAUUGGUGAUGGAACCAGGCCCGUUGAUCACUGUCGGCGUUGGACAGAAUAUCUCUCUGAGUUGCAGCUAUGCAAUGAAGAAUGGUCCGAAGGUUUCAUCAACCAAUUCCGCCUCAAUGCAGUUACCAUCCAGCGAAUCCAUAUCUGACUUUCGUCAUUUUCAAUUGGGCACGGAUUUGGGCUGGUACCACAACGGGAAGAGUAUCGAAAUCAAACAGAAAUACGGAAAGGUAUUCAUUGAAGCUACACGAUUACACAUCAUCAAUGUCAGCAACUACGAUCAAGGCAUUUAUCAGUGCUGGACACUGGAUAAUACCGGUGCGUGGACCACCGUGGCCAGCGCAGUCACCCUGGGAAGUGAAUCUCAGCAAUAUAAAGAAUUUCUGGAAGCUAAACCCGAGGAAGGCAUCCUAAGGGAACGCACACGUGAGGGACUGACCGGUCACAUGACAUGCAAUAUCUCGACCAUAUUGAUUACCAAUACUUUUACGAGAGCUGACCUGGGAAUUCAACCGGAUGACGUGGUAGUCGUUUGGUAUCGAGGCGCUUCGGACAGCGAGCCUAUUGAUCUGUCUAGUAAUCAGUCAGGGGGAAUCAAGUAUUUGCGAACGACGGUGGACUGGUCCAGUCAAAUCUUAAGUGUGGUUAACCCGCGAAAAUCCAAAGAUGACGGACUGUAUGCAUGCAAGGAAGAUGGUAAUACCUGGCCUGUCGGGUGA